This is a messenger RNA of Lytechinus variegatus (green sea urchin), 3526 nucleotides long. RefSeq lists its product as uncharacterized. The record is from RefSeq and is a predicted model, not a curated record. NCBI's taxonomy places the organism in Eukaryota, Metazoa, Echinodermata, Echinoidea, Temnopleuroida, Toxopneustidae. Bases 593 to 1873 code for a protein of 426 amino acids. The transcript has 2 exons.
AUAUCAUUAUACAGUACGUAAGGUCAUUGACCUUCAACCUUGAAAAAAAAACACUUUCCCCACCCCAUAUUCUUCCUAACUUUUGGGGGUUAAUGUUUACACCCAUACCUACUCAAAUCAAUUGAAAAAAAACAUUUCCAAUAAUUUCAUUCCAGAUUGACUGAAAUAGGGUCUAAUUUCGGGUUACUGAUGAAUAGAUAAGUACCUAAGUAUAAAAACAGUCAAACAAAUUUUGGUAUGAAAAGGGAGAGUAACAACGAUCGCACAUUACUAUCUAAAAUAACAUACCAAAGAGAAAUAAAAACACGCGAAAUUUGUUUAUGAUGUUGGAUAUUGCUCUAUGGAUUCAGCUACAUGCAUGUCGUUGAUAUAUAGUCACGAUCUAUUGAACGUGAUUAUGAUGUCAUGAUGACGCAAGUCUUCAAGAAAUUCAUCUUAUAAUGCAUAUGCUUUAACUCGGUAUUGACAGUUGAAUGUUUGACACCAGGCACCACGGGAAGCCAACCAGCUCUAAAGCAGAUGAUAUAUAGUGGUUAUAUCACACACGUUAAGAAUGAAUUAUUUUGUCAUCUAAUAUUGCCAGCUUUGCAGGAUGGAGUUUCCAACGAUCUCUCCGAUUUUGGAAAUUAGCAUGGGUCUCAAGGAACAGUCGUUAUAUGAACCGAUUACCAGACCUACAAAAUUGCAAUCCAAAGAAAAGACAUGUAAGCGGGUAAGCAAUACGAAUGACGAAUCGGUCACGUGUAAGGAAACGAGAUUUAAAAAGAAACAUGUAAAUUUAAAUCGGCAUAGUCCUACAAUUAACACGACAUCGUCGAUAUUCAUACACAAUGGCAACAACAUUCCGUCGUAUAUCUCGGAUUGCCCAUGGCUACAAGAAUGUUAUUAUACGAGUCUAGGCGUGUGUCAGUCGGGCACCAGGGAAUGCGAGACAUCUGAUUUUGAAAGUGAUCUCGAUCAAAAUCAUGAAGAUGAUGAACUUACAAAACCUCGCGUCAAUGACAUUCUUAUAAACAUUGCUUCCAUGGUUUUGCUACCUUCAGAGAAAACGAAGAACGAUGGGAAAGUGCGUAUUGUAAAGCAUAAUUCUUGCCCACCUUCUCCCGCUAUUACUUCUACCAAAGAAAGAGAUCGGUGCCAAGCUCAGCAUGGAAACGUCGGGAGGCACUUCCUCUCCGAUCACGUACAUCCACAGGAUAUGAAAAUGUCUAAACUCAGUUGCACACCCCAGCCAACCCAGCUUCUCGUUUUGCCUCAAAUUGACGCCAAAAGAAAUUUUCACCCUCGUACCCCAAGAGAAAGUACAUCGAAGAAGAAAAAGGCUUGGGGAUCAGCGGAAUCACCUGUCAAGAACUUACAACCACAAUUCCGCGAAGGGGCAAAUAUUUCUGAGGUUCAGAGUACACCUAAAAACCAAUUUAAAUCCGGGUUAAUGAGAUCAACACGUGAACUUAUUGCCGGAAAGAAUGUUAGUAGCAACGAGACGGGUUUCGUCAAACGUGCCACAAAGAAGAAUACAUCCCUACCCCGUUCCCUACCAUCUUUUCGGGAAUAUAGCGUGAACAAACGUGACAAACACAAUGUCAGGUACAGUAGCGACAGCAAACUUGCUGCCAUCAAGACACAGUGUACUGAGGAUCAGACCAUGAUGAACGGAUCUAUUCUGAUGAGCUCCUCAAACCUUCGAAAAACAUAUGCUUCAAGGGCAGAACGUCUGGAGUACUCGCCUUUGACUAGCCUUAACACUGAUGUAGAUUUGGCUCGUUGUGUUAGUACACCGACGAUUCGUCUGCCCUCGGGACCAUGUCCUGAAAGAAGGUUACAGGGAAUGACUCUUAAUGCUCACCGAGUGAACCGAAAUAGCCCUCCAUAAGGCCUCCAAUAAGUGAUGAUUUGUGAAUUAACCAAUAAUAAGCUCUGUGGUCGCAGAAACUUGAAAGAAUGGAUGAAUAAGAACACCAAAGUACACCAAAUCUCGGCGAUCACCAAGUUGAUCCAGUGGUGUAGCUACGUGGGCUACACGUCUGGCAAAACAAUAGAAGAAAAAAAGAAAUUGUUUAUCAUCAUUUACAUAACACAUAUUAUAUCAUAUUACAGAAUAUUUUUUUCUUAUUUUUUCAACAUAAUUAUGCCAUUGUCCGUUUGAUAAGAUAAGUAAUCCGGUUAAAGGGGAUUCAAUGGUACUAAUGCAUUAAUAUACACGAAAUAUACAUUAUAUUUCCUCGAGCUUCGAGCUUUUGAUAUCUAUUUUGUGACAUAUGCUUCUUUUUCGUGACUACUUGAAGUGAUUGCCCACUUUUAGGUCUGAAUAUAAACCAUUUCCAGUACGUGCUUUUGUUUCCAUGAGUGGAUUAGUGAGAUAUGCCUGCUCUUCAUGAAUUCCUAAAAACAGUCCCUUAAAUGUCCCUUCUUCUGGUCUAAAUAUGAAAAAUCUAAGAUCGCGCUUCGCGCUCGCAUCAAUUGGUUAGUGAAAAACGUAUGGUGUUUGGCCUUCAAAUAAGCCUUAGAAUGACCCUCUUCAGGUAUGAAUAUCAGAAAUUUUCAGCUCGUGCUUCGCGCUCGCAAUAUUUGAUUAGAAAGAUACGUAGCAUGUUCUUGAUUACAAUUAGGCCUACUACAAAAGUGCUUCAUGUGCUUUGGUGUAAUUCUGAAAAAAAGGGUCAGCACGCGCUUGGCGCUCGCAUUUUAUUACUAUGGUGAGAUAUUUAUGCUUCUCAUGAAUUCUUAACAAAUUAUCAUUUAGAUGUCCUUGUCGGGGUCAAUACAUACAAAAUUUUCCACUCGCGCUUCGCGCUUGCAUUGUUUGUUUAGUGAGACGGGUAUUACAUGAUUGCAAAAAUUUCUUAUAAUGUUCCUUCUUUAGGUCGUAAACCAAUCCCUGCCCAUUCUCCUGGUCGCGCUCGCAUCAUUUGGUUAGUGAAAUACGUAUGGUGUUUGGCCUACAAACAAGCCUUAUAAUACAUAUUGGUCAUGUGAAACAAACCCCAAUUUUUUUUUUCAUUGGUCUCGGGCUCGGAGACCCAUAUCUCAGUUUAACCGGCCUCGAAUGCACCAAUGAGAGGAAGCCUAUAUGUGACACUUAAAGGUCAAAAGACUUAUUUAUAGUCACAUUUAUUUAUUUUACUAUUUAAAAUGCAAUCUAUCAUGAUUUCUAUGAAAUCAUUUAUAUUCUAUAAAAAAGUUCACUUGUAGGACAAUUUCAACGUCUCCAUUUUUAAUUAAUUACAAGCACACUCGAUUUCACAAGUUUUUAUUUCAGGGCCAUGCAUGGGAAUGAUUUUGAACAGGGGUGCUAGAUUGGAGAAAAAAAAUUGACAAGCAAAAAAAAAAGUUUCUCGCUCCAAAAGUAAGUUGAUUUUGGAAAAUUUCUUUUUAGCAUACCAACCACAUUUACAGGUGGUGCUUCCCACGGUGUAUAACAUACACAACAACCCCUAUCUUGGGGGUUGCUUCAACACCCCCCUCCCUCCCUCCAGCACCCACGCUUCCCAGAGCCAUGAUACAUUUGAUGAAAUAUGCUUGUCGG